This is a messenger RNA of Rotaria sp. Silwood2, 369 nucleotides long. The record is from the annotation of a GenBank genome assembly. Lineage: Eukaryota; Metazoa; Rotifera; Eurotatoria; Philodinida; Philodinidae.
AUGUUAUUAACAGCUAAUAUAAAUGAUCAAAAUGGAAAUAACCAACAUAUUAAUUCAACUGAUAAUAUAUUUAAAAAUGCAAAUGAUGAAAUUCAUUCGAAUAAACAAAAUCAUCCAUUUGAAAUAAAUCAUUCAGGAUUUUAUCCAACAUCAUGUAUUGAGUUUGAACUUGUUGGUUUAGCUAUAUGUGCUGUAUUAAAUUUUCAAAAAAUUCAUGAAGCUGAAGGAUCAAAUUUUGAUCUUGGUUUUGGUACAACUGUACAAAAUCCAUUAGGUGGUCCGGGUGUCGUUCCAUCUAUCAAUAAUACUUCAAUGACAGCAUAUGAUGAAACAUCCCAAUGUCUACCCGCAUUACGUCUUCUUCGAUAA